Messenger RNA from Calypte anna (Anna's hummingbird), 666 nucleotides. It is a transcript of the gene ARL13A, whose product is annotated as ADP ribosylation factor like GTPase 13A. Gene Ontology annotation, cellular component: ciliary membrane; non-motile cilium. Lineage: Eukaryota; Metazoa; Chordata; Aves; Apodiformes; Trochilidae. Gene Ontology annotation, molecular function: GTPase activity; GTP binding. The coding region runs from base 1 to 666 and encodes 221 amino acids. The transcript has 5 exons. The record is from RefSeq and is a predicted model, not a curated record. Gene Ontology annotation, biological process: non-motile cilium assembly; receptor localization to non-motile cilium.
AUGUUCCACAUGUUCUCCAACUGCUGGUCGUGGCUGCAGGCUGUACAGGAACCCAUCAGAAAGGUGACCCUCCUCGUCCUGGGGCUGGACAAUGCGGGGAAAACCUCUGUCAUCAUGGACAUAGAGAAAGCUGUGGCCAGCGAGGUGCUGCCCGUGGCACAGCCUGGCCAGACCUGCCUGCGGGUGGGCAGGUUCGAGGUGACACUGGUGGACCUGCCAGGGGCCCAGCGCUCCCGCAGUGCCUGGCGCAGUCACUAUGGUGCAGCCCAUGGGGUUCUCUUCGUGCUGGAUUCCAGUGACCUGGGGCGGAUGGAGGAGGCCCGCAAAGUCCUGAGCCGUGUCCUGAGUCAUCCCGACAUCUCUGGGAAGCCCAUUUUACUGUUGGCCAACAAGCAAGACACGGCUACCGCGCUGCUGCCCUGCGAGCUGGUCGAGCGCCUGUCCCUGGAGCGUUUGGUUAACGAGAACCGCUCGCCCUGCCGCAUCGAGCCCUGCGCUGCCAAGCGGGAUCCCGGUCCCGCCGGCCCGGCCCGCACCACCUUGCAGGGGUUACGCUGGCUCCUCCGCUCCUCUUCCGCCGUCCCGGCACCACCGCCCGCUCCCCAGGAUCCACCGCCCGACCCCAGCCCCCGGGCAGCCCGCGGCCGCCCGCCCUCCCGCAGGUGA